GGGAAACGAAAUAUCGAGUAUAAAGUUGCUGGGGGAGCUGGAGCGAGAUGCAUGUGCAUGUCCUGAAAUCGAUUGGAUGUGAACGCAGACGCAUAGGCUUGCGCCUUGGGUUUGUGUUUGUGGAGCUCCAGGAAUGAAGUAGUACUGCCAGCAUAUUCGGAGAUGACAAUUCAUAAGGGUAUCAACCCAGUUGUGCAUUUGUUAAGUACCAUCAUCUCAUUCUAAGUUUUGGAAAAUAUUUUUUAAUUGUUAAAUUUCAUUGUAAAUGACUGCAAAGUGUUGCAAAAGUGACGGAGAAUUCGGUAUUGGGAUAAUGUAAGGGGCGAUUACAAGACGAUGGGUUUAAGUAUCAGAGGUGAAUCGAAUCUCGGUUGCAUAUUCUUUGACCAUCAGCGUGUCAACGACAGUCGGCGGUGUACUGGAUACGUCAAAAUUCAUUAAUCAUGGGGACAGAGAGACGUGCUAAAUUUCGCAAAAAGAAUGAACGAGUUAACAGUCUCAUGGUCAACGGAAUAUUGGAAUUUACGCUAGUUUUUCACCUGUAGAGCAUGGGUACCCGAAGAACAGGAUUCACAAGCCUUGGGGGUGGAUCAUCUGUUUCUCGAGGAAGUGCUGGAGUGCUGAAAGACCGUGCUAAUAUGUCAUUCAUGCUCGUUGUCAUGUUCUUCGCGGUAUUCGGUCUCAUUGUACUGACAGAGAUUUUUCUAAUCGAUGAGAGACGGUCUAACGGAGGCACUGGAGCCCUCGGAGGACACAGAAAUGGUCAUCGUAUGGUGGGACCUCCUGAUCGUCCUGACUACGAGGAAGUUGCGGCUGAGGAUUAUGUUGGAUUAAGGGGGGGAUUUGAUGCACAAGUUGGGCUUCUUAUUCACGGAGAUAGCAGUGCAAAAGUUGCACCAAUUCCUUCAGACCCCCGGGGUUUAUCGAGCUUACCACCGAGUAUGGAACAGCAGCUCCCAACUCUUGAUCAGAACCUGAAAAUGACUCAUGCUGAAUGGCUUCCAGUAACGAACACCAGAUACAAAUUUUUCGUAUACUCAGCCUACUUCGACGAUCGCAAUGGAGGGAAUCCCACUUCAAAGCAUACCUUGAAAUCAUUAAAAUCACCAGGCUCAAUUCGAAUAAUCGGUGCAACUAAAACUCGGUCACCGGAGCGUGUGUGGUGUCGUCUGUGGUACAGACGACCCCCAAACGCUUCAAACGUAACUUUAUCAGUAACAGUGGCGGCAAAGACCAAAGUGAUACGAGAGAAUUGGAAUUUAAAAUACAGUGCGUGCUUCGUUAUAUGUCCUUUACCAAAAGAAGCGCCAAACGGUGUUGACCUGGAAAAGCCCAUUCCCGAGGCUGUAAGUAUUGUUGCUCGACUUAGAGCAUCACCAACUAAUCGAAUACUCGUACAGAAUCGACCAGAAGACAGACCCAUCGAUCGUGAGCCCUUAGGAGUUUGCGUUAAGCCACUUCAUUAUGAUUACAAUAGGGUUCUACAAUUAGUUGAGUUUAUUGAGCUUCAUCGGCUCCUUGGAGCCUCGCACAUUACGUUGUACAAUGACACGGUUGGCAGUGAAGCUGGAUGCGCACUUCAGUACUAUAAGAGUUUGGGAAUCGUCAAUAUUCUACCGUGGCAUCAUCUUGACAUGAUAUCACAGAGGGAAAUUCGAACUGAGAAUCUUUUUGCUGCGCUCAAUGAUUGUUUAUAUCGAUCCAUGUAUAAAUAUGAAUUCGUGGCACUCUUGGAUCUUGACGAAUUCGUUAUUCCAAGGCAUAACGACACAAUUGUGGAUCUUUUAAGCUGGAUGAGCAAUCGAAUAAAUACAAAAACUAGUGGGGCAUUUUCUUUCCAAAAUGCAUUUUUCUAUCUUCAAUGGCCUGAUGAUCCAUGGGUGACCUCUAGCAAAACACAGCCGGAAGCUGGUCUAAUAACUCUAAGGAAAACUCGAAGAAGAUCAAAACUUCACCCCCACAAACAACGCUCAAAAUAUAUUUGUAAACCUCGCGAUGUCGUAGAAGCUGGCAAUCACUUUGUUUGGGAAUUCUUAACUGGUCGUGGUACACUCAAUGUACCUGCGGAUGCAGCAAUACUACAUCAUUAUAGGGUAUGCGAAUUUGGUGGGGAUGAUUGUAUAAAAACACCAUCAGUCAUUGACAGAACAACGUACAAAUAUCGUGAAAAGUUAUCGGAAGUUGUUGAUAAAACAUGGGGGGAAAUUGGGGAGAAUUGUAAUUUGCCAGAACUCGAGCCAGUGCCAGUUUUAUCGCCACUUGUGCCGAGCAGUCCCGACCACAUUCCAACGAGGUAGCAGAUAAAUAUUAUUUGCAAUAGCAUUUUUCAAACUUCUUUUCUCUUAUCAAUGAAGAGAGAGAAAAUACAUACCUAUCAUCUUUCACAUUCACUUUCAUCGUAUUUGCAUCCUUUGUUAUUCACGUUCAUGACAAGUAAACGAAUGAAAUCAAAGAACUAAGCAUCUUAAUAAGAUCAACAGAAACGCCUAUCGGUGAUCAACAGAAAUCGAACUUCAUUAUUCACCCGUUUAAUGAAUAAAUUAAGUUAGUAGUGAAGAGUUGCAAAAAAGCAGAUGAGUCCAAAAUAUACUCGGAGAUUAUUUUACGAUGAUUUUCAGGAAAUGAGCUUUUGGGGAAAUGUGAAAAAAUUUUAUCAACGUCAUAAAUACUUCUGAAAUCGUACAUUACCAUAAUCAAUUUAAUUCCGAGUUAGAAUGAUAAUUACCUACAAAACUGGUUAUGUCGGGGGAUAUUUUUUCUGCAAACAUAUGCUCAUUUUCAGAGAUCAUUGCAAAACUAUGUGUUUAACAUUUCGGACAAAUCUUCUCUCUCUUCACUAGAGGAAUCGAAUUUAUAUAUCCAGUUCGUAUCAAACGAGGGAAGUUACUGGGCUGCUCUACUGCGUAAACGUCUGUGGUAACUUUUUUUAACGAAAAGAAUACAGUAUCGAGGGCAAUGAUUUUUAAAAUUUUUUUUGCCUAAGGUCUAAAAGUUUAAAUGAAAACUCUGAAAAACGUCCUUUUAAUUGAAAUAACUGUUUGUGGAAUCUCUUGGUAACGAAAUUUCAUCGCGUGGGCCUAAAAAUGCAGUAUUUCUUCGGUGAAUUUUACUUUAACCACUGUCAAUGAAGAUUUCAAGCGAACACCAAUGCAUAUCCAUAUGAAAAAAAAAAACAAAUUUAACAUGAAAAAUUGAAUUUCGCAUUAGUUUAUAGCUGAGUAAAUAUAGACAGAUGGCGUUUUGGUACUAUAAUCCGUAGUAUUAAACAAUUUAUUUAUAUUGAUUUGUCGACGUAUUUAUCAUGAAGCACCAUUGAAUUUUAUUAACAUGUUUUCUGUACGAAAAUUCAAUGGUACUAAUUAAAUUGUGAAUCAUCGAAUUUUUUUUACUUCAAUUCAGUGAAUAUGGAAUGUCGCGCAACAAUUUACGAUAUUUCUACUGUCUAAUAGCGCAAGGAGGAAGUAUUGAAUGCUUGAAUAUUUGAUAAUUCACAAAUUAAACGAUACGUGAAUAUGAUCUCUGAUUUGCUCAAUGAACAAGGCCGACAAUGAUAAUUUUCUGAACACUAUUGCGUUCAUUCAGCAGUGAUGGAUAACAUAAGGUGACACUGGCAUGAGUUUACAGAUAAUUUUUCGAAUAACUCAAAAAGAGAGGGGAGGGGAACCGACGAACGUUUUUUUUAUGAUAAUUUUUUUAACUGGGAAAAAUGUCUCGAUAUACCUUUCCUUUCCAUGUGUCUAAAAUGAUCUGUGUAUCAUUGUCGGGUCCUCUUAGUAAUGUGCUAUAGAGUUACUCAUUUUAUUGAUAUUCCGUUGAUGAUUAAAAUAUAUUGAAUCUUUAGUGGAAGUUCUCAAGGGCUCCUCCAAGUCCGUAAAAAAUGAAUCGAUGAUUCUUAAAUGAAAAAUAAAAAUUGCUAAAAAAAGCGAAUUCAAACAUAUAGUUUUUUACUUUGUAAUAAAGAAUUGAACAAAUAUUAAUAAUAUGAAUCAUUGCAUGGCUUGUAGGACGUUCUUUUAAGUGAAUAAUUUUAUUCAUAAUAUUACUGUAAAUUAUUUGGUGCUAAUAAAAAACGAAUCAGUUUUCAUGAAAUAUGAAAA
This is a messenger RNA of Diachasmimorpha longicaudata, 4097 nucleotides long. RefSeq lists its product as uncharacterized. NCBI's taxonomy places the organism in Eukaryota, Metazoa, Arthropoda, Insecta, Hymenoptera, Braconidae. Bases 549 to 2297 code for a protein of 582 amino acids. The transcript has 7 exons. Gene Ontology annotation, cellular component: cytoplasm. The record is from RefSeq and is a predicted model, not a curated record. Gene Ontology annotation, molecular function: glycosyltransferase activity.